UCAAGGACCAAAUUCAGGACCGGAAAAAAAUGGAAGUGAAGGAUGGCAAUGCUGCCAUGCUGAGUAACUACGAGGUGUUUAAACUCCUCACAGAUCUGAAGGAACAGAGAAAAGACAGUGGGAAGAACAAACACAACACUGGACAGCAGAACUUAAACACCAUCAUGUAUGAGACGUUGAAGUAUUUGUCGAAGACUCCUUGCAGCAGACAGAGUCCUGAAAUUGUCAAAGAAUUCCUGUCCACCAUGAUGCCCCACAAACUAACAAAGGCAGAGAAGCUGCAGCUGCUGAAUUACAGGCCACAAACUGCAGUGGAGAUCCAGUUGAUGGUAGAAGAGAGCGAGGAACGGUUAUCUGAGGAACAAAUUGAGGAGCUCAUCCAGACAGUUACGGACAUCCUUCCUGGUGACCCAGAACAAGACAAUGCAGCCCCAGGAGAUGCAGAGAUGGAUGAGGGCAAUGACCAAUCAUGACUCAACAAUGGACCAAGACCAGCAGUGUCUUGACCCAAAAACUUAUAGAUGAUUUGGGAGACGAUGGGUUUCCUCUUUCACAAAAGCCCAUUUAAAAUAAAGCAAAAUUCUUCUGAGGUGGGAUGCACAAAGGAUACCUGUUAAUAACAGCAGAUGAGAGCUACGACAUUGUGAUAAACGGAGGAUCUCCUUGAAUUGUUAACUCAGGCAUUUCUUGACCUAUCACUCCUUUUUCGUUUAUGUAAUAUUUAGUAUUUAUAGUAGUUGUUAACCAAAGGGAGGAAGGCCAAAGAUGAGGUUUAUGGAUGUGGUGUGGGAGGACAUGCAGGUAGCUGGUGUGACAGGGGAAGAUGCAGAGGACAGGAAGAGGGAAACGGAUGACCCGCUGUGGCGACCCGUAACGGGAGCAGCCAAAAGUAGUAGUAGUAGCAUCAGUAGUAGUUGUUAACCCAAAGGAUUAUGUCUUGUGGGGGAAAAAAGGAUGAUUCAGUUAAGAAUUUGACUGAUUGACAGUCCUUAUUGUAAUGUUUGGUUUUCUAUUUUUCCACACUUGUUACCCUGAUCGAUUUUGUUAUCGUCUUUAUUAAAAGGAGAGUAUCUGA
This is a messenger RNA of Lampris incognitus (smalleye Pacific opah), 1075 nucleotides long. RefSeq names its product calcitonin gene-related peptide-receptor component protein (gene crcp). Bases 30 to 473 code for a protein of 147 amino acids. The transcript is spliced from 6 exons. The record is from RefSeq and is a predicted model, not a curated record. Gene Ontology annotation, biological process: transcription initiation at RNA polymerase III promoter. Gene Ontology annotation, cellular component: RNA polymerase III complex. Gene Ontology annotation, molecular function: nucleotide binding. NCBI's taxonomy places the organism in Eukaryota, Metazoa, Chordata, Actinopteri, Lampriformes, Lampridae.